AUGACCUUAAAGCGGCCUCGGAGUAUUUAUACGGAGGAUAUUAUGGCUAAUGCGAUAAUUGAUGUCACAAAAAACGGCUUGUCGCAGUACCGCGCCGCCCAAAAGUAUGACAUACCUCAGCAGUCUAUUUCCGACAGACUCAAAGGCCAGGUAGCCCUGGCUGAUCAGAUCCAGCCUCGUCAACUCUUGAGUAAGUCUCAGGAAGCUCGCUUGGUUUCUUGGAUCCUCCGCCAAGAGUCUCUCGGCUAUGCUCCCUCCCACAGUCAGAUCCGCGCAUGUGUGGAGGCUCUUAUGAAGCAACUGAACAACGACCGGACAGUGGGGCGCAACUGGGUCUCUAAAUUCAUCAAUCGCCAUCCGGACAUCAAGAACAAGCGUGGGAGACGUCAGGAAGCUAACCGAUUUAAUGCUUUUACGCCUCGUGCGGUUCACUGGUUCUUCGAUAUCAGGGAAAAGGAGUAUGGAUGGAUUAAACCAGAAAAUACCGUGAAUGUUGACGAAGGCGGUAUUAUGUCUGGCUUUGAGGAGGAGGCGGUCUCAGAGGUGGAGACAGCUUCAGUGAUCGAAGUCAAGGUGGCACCGAAGCCCUUCCAGUCACCACCAGAUCCGGGCGAAUGCUUUUCGCGAUAUCUUAACAACGCCUUAAUCGGUUGCAACGCCGUUAUCACCGCCGCGCCGCCCCGUCACGACCGUGCCACCCACGUCACCGUACCACUUGCCGCUAUGGAGUCCAUGAGCACUGUGUUCUCUACCACCUACGAGUCCGAGGCCGAGGCUACUCGUGCCUGCAAGACCGUAGGCUGGGAGAUCGGCUUUGGCCUUAGGCGCCGGAAUGCGAAGCCUUCGGCUCGUGCGCCGACCUCUGUGUUCUGUGACUUUGAUACGAUGGAGCGGCUUGAUGAGGCUAACGCCCUUGCGCUAAGGGAGAUGGCGAAGGAAUGCCCUUUAUAG
Messenger RNA from Hirsutella rhossiliensis, 951 nucleotides. RefSeq names its product tc5 transposase DNA-binding domain-containing protein. Lineage: Eukaryota; Fungi; Ascomycota; Sordariomycetes; Hypocreales; Ophiocordycipitaceae. The transcript has 3 exons. Gene Ontology annotation, molecular function: DNA binding. The record is from RefSeq and is a predicted model, not a curated record. The coding region runs from base 1 to 951 and encodes 316 amino acids.